UGUAACUGUAAGGUAGCUCAAUUCAAUAGGAAGUGGAUGAAUAGGUUCUGAUAAUUGAUCGAAGAACAAAGAAAGACAAGCCAAUCAAUUGAGGCACCUUGUCUUAAAACUGCCAAUUUCGGAUUGGUGUUGCAAUGGAUGCACAAGCAAAGAAGAAAGCGCUGUAUAGGGCGAAAUUAAAUGCGCAGAAGAAAGAGAAGCGUAUUGAUUCUCCCCUUGUUAGGUACAAUGAACAUGAUCAACCAGUAUGUAAAGUUUGUGAUGUUGUCUUGAAAUCUGAGUCUCUUUGGCCUGCUCAUCAAGCUUCUCGUAAACAUCAUGAAGCAAUUAACAAUCUCAAGGCUAGUGCUGCUGCAGUAAAUCGAGCUAAUGGUGCAAAGCCUGAUCCUUCUAAGGAUAUGGCGAGGCCAAAAACUGAACAGCGGGAUGAUUUACAUAAUCAUAAGCCUGAACCUUCCAGUGGAUUACCUAAACCUCGACCAUCCUCUGUGCUUCCUUCUGAUUUUUUUGACAAUCAUGAGGGAAAGAGGCAAAAGAAGGUGGUUGCAGAAACUCAAGCGGUGGAUCCCUUUGCCUCAAACAGUAAAUUGGAUGACUCUACUAAGAAUAGAAUUGCUGAUACAAGUGUUGACAUUCAGUUUUCCAAAGAAAAAGGCCUGACAUCCAAAAAGACUGCUGUCCCUGAAUCUAAGCAAGUCAAAGGAGCUCUUCCUGAGGGUUUUUUUGAUGACAAAGAUGCAGACCUUCGUGCACGUGGCAUUACACCUGUUAAACUGGACGUCAAGGAUGAGUACAAGGAAUUUGAAAAGUUGAUUCAGGAAGACUUGCAAGAAAUCGAUAAUCGUUUGGAAGAAGAAGAGAUUGAUGCCGCUGAAAUGAUAGAAGAGGCUGAAACUGUGGAGCAAAGGACCUAUAGAGAGAGAGUGGAGAUGUUGAGGAGGAAGAAAAUGGAGCUUAAAGCUGCUAGGUCUUCUGUGGAUGGUAAUGGUAUUCAAGAUUUGGGCAAGAAAUCUAUCAACGAGGAGUCAUCAAGUGAUGAUGACAGUGAUGAGAAUUUAACAGUCGAUUGGCGAGCAAAGCAUUUGUAAGCUCGAAAAUUUUGUUUGGAAGAUCAAAGGUUCUGAUCAUUUCACGAGUUCAUGAAGUUCGGAUAAGUGAAGAUGACCGAGUGAGAAUCAUUUCAUAUUAGAUAAGCUCCACUAUUCCCAGGCAAAAGUUUAGGUGGCUCUCUGAUCAGCUGGAAUCCAACCUUGAGAAAAUGCUAGUAGGCUAGCAUUAACAAAUUUAAAGGCCGAAAUUGCAGGUUUUCACCAAGUGCCACAAAGUUGAACUUAUGCGAGCCUUAUAGAUCAUUUAGAUGCCAUGCUGAGAGCGCAGUUGUUUUGUAACUACAGCAAUUACCUAUUGUGAGAUGGAUAUAGUUUUUGGAGCUUAGAGCUGUGAUUGGUUGGAAAUGCAGAUAUUGUAAUUGGAAUUCUGUAUGAAGCUGGAAUGAUGCGAAGAUAUCUUUGCAAAGUGCUUAUUGACUAUAGGUAUUAAAUCGCCCAGUUUACUCGUUUCAUCGAAACGAGGAAAAACUAAACUGCAACUUGCAUAGUGGACCUUUAUCUAUACCACUCAUGUUCCAUGAA
This is a messenger RNA of Coffea eugenioides, 1631 nucleotides long. RefSeq names its product zinc finger protein 830. Gene Ontology annotation, cellular component: spliceosomal complex; nucleus. The transcript has 9 exons. The coding region runs from base 135 to 1088 and encodes 317 amino acids. Gene Ontology annotation, molecular function: zinc ion binding; nucleic acid binding. Gene Ontology annotation, biological process: mitotic DNA replication checkpoint signaling; nuclear DNA replication; mitotic DNA damage checkpoint signaling. The record is from RefSeq and is a predicted model, not a curated record. NCBI's taxonomy places the organism in Eukaryota, Viridiplantae, Streptophyta, Magnoliopsida, Gentianales, Rubiaceae.